Micropterus salmoides (largemouth bass) is the source of this 744-nucleotide messenger RNA. RefSeq names its product collagen alpha-1(XI) chain-like. NCBI's taxonomy places the organism in Eukaryota, Metazoa, Chordata, Actinopteri, Centrarchiformes, Centrarchidae. Bases 1 to 744 code for a protein of 247 amino acids. The transcript is spliced from 6 exons. The record is from RefSeq and is a predicted model, not a curated record.
AUGAAGACCCUUGCGGCGACCCAGGCCCUAGGGGGCUGUUGCGGGGAUGAAGGUUCUUGGGACGACCCAGGCCCUAGGGGUGAGCCAGGCUGUUGCGGGGAUGAAGACCCUUGCGGCGACCCAGGCCCUACGGGUGAGCCAGGCUGUUGGGGCGACCCAGGUCCAAGGGGCAAAGAAGGUUCUUGUGGGGAUGAAGGCCCUUGGGGCGACCCAGGCCCUAGGGGCAAUCCAGGCUGUUGCGGGGAAGACGGCCCUUGCGGCGAGCCGGGCCCUAGGGGCGAGCCAGGCUGUUGCGGGGAUGAAGGUUCUUGGGACGACCCAGGCCCUAGGGGCAAUCCAGGCUGUUGCGGGGAAGACGGCCCUUGCGGCGAGCCGGGUCCUAGGGGCGAGCCAGGCUGUUGCGGGGAAGACGGCCCUUGCGGCGAGCCGGGCCCUAGGGGCGAGCCAGGCUGUUGCGGGGAUGAAGGUUCUUGGGACGACCCAGGCCCUACGGGUGAGCCAGGCUGUUGGGGCGACCCAGGUCCAAGGGGCAAAGAAGGUUCUUGCGGUGAGCCAGGCCCUAGGGGCGAGCCAGGCUGUUGGGGCGACCCAGGCCCCAGGGGCAAAGAAGGUUCUUGGGGUGAGCCAGGCUGUUGCAGGGAAGAUGGCCCUUGCGGUGAGCCGGGCCCUAGGGGCGAGCCAGGCUGUUGCGGGGAUGAAGGCCCUUGGGGUGACCCAGGCCCUAGGGGCGAGCCAGGGCCCUAG